CUGCCAGGGGCUGUGCGCGCAGCUGCACCUCUGCAAGUUCAUGGUCUCCGGCGCCUGCAAGGUCCUGAGGGCCGGGAAAAACUGUAGGAAUGGUCACACCUUGGCAACGAAUCACAACCUGAGUGUGCUGAGAACUCAUGGUGUUGACCACCUGAGUUAUAGUGAGCUGUGCCAGCUUUUGUUUCAGAACGACCCCUGGCUUCUGCCAGAAAUCUGCCAACAUUAUAACAAAGGAGAUGGACCCUACGGCUCUUGUUCCUUUCAAAAGAAGUGUAUCAAACUCCAUAUCUGCCAGUAUUUUUUACAGGGUGAAUGCAAGUUUGGCACUGGCUGCAAGAGAUCUCAUGAUUUCUCUAAUUCUGAGAAUCUAGAUAAACUGGAGAAGUUGGGCGUGAGCACAGAGCUGGUGAGCAGGCUGCCCUCCAUUUACAGAAAUGCACAUGACAUCAAGAACAAGAGAUCUGCCUCCAGCAGGGCGCACCCCCUGCCUGCAGGCCCUCAGGGGUCUUCCUCCGGUAAGGCUGAAAGAAAAGAUAGUUCAGCUCCUGUGUCCUCAAACACUCUUAGCCAGGAAGAGAGCGACCAGAUCUGCUUGUACCACAUCCGGAAAAGUUGUAGCUUUCAAGAUAAGUGCAGUAGAGUUCAUUUCCAUUUGCCGUAUAGAUGGCAGUUCUUGAAUGGAGGCAAAUGGAAGGAUUUGGACAAUAUGGAACUUAUUGAAGAGGCAUACUGUAAUCCCAGAAAAGAGAGGAUCAUGUGUAUUGAGUCGGCUGGUGACUUGCACUUUGAGUCUCUAAACUUUAACUCUAUGACAUUCGGAGCUGCCCAGGCUCGCCGCCUCUCCACGGCUUCCUCUGUCACCAAGCCUCCACACUUCAUUCUUACCACCAACUGGCUUUGGUACUGGGCCGAUGAGUUUGGUUCUUGGCAGGAAUAUGGAAGACAAGUCCUGGCACACCCUGUGACCACUGUCAGCAGCAGCGAUGUGGAGAAGGCCUACCUGGCAUACUGCGCACCAGGGUCUGAUGCCCAGGCAGCCACCCUGAAGUUCCAGGCUGGAAAGCACCUCUAUGAGUUAGACUUUAAAGCCUUCAUUCAAAAAAACCUAGUCUAUGGCACAACUAGAAAGGUUUGCCGCAGACCCAAGUACGUGUCUUCCCAGGAUGUGAAGACCAUGCAAACCAGCAAUGCCAAGCUUCAAGGCCCAAAGAACAUCCCAGAUUAUUGGGAUCUCUCUGCCCUGCCAGACCUGGGCUUUAAGAGGAUCACCCUCAGUUCUUCCUCAGAAGAGUACCAGAAGGUCUGGAACCUCUUCCACCGCACACUGCCUUUCUUUGUUCAGAAGAUUGAGCGGGUCCAGAACCUGGCCCUCUGGGAAGUCUACCAGUGGCAAAAAGGGCAGAUGCAGAAGCAGAAUGAGGGGAAGGCUGUGGAUGAGCGGCAGCUGUUCCACGGCACCAGUGCCAAUUUCGUGGAUGCCAUCUGUCAGCAGAACUUUGACUGGCGAGUCUGUGGUCUUCAUGGCACUUCCUAUGGCAAGGGGAGCUACUUUGCCCGAGACGCUGCCUAUUCCCACCACUACAGCAAAUCUGACACGCAGUGCCACACAAUGUUCCUGGCCCGGGUGCUGGUAGGCGAGUUCGUCAGGGGCAGUGCCACCUUUGUCCGCCCCCCAGCCAAGGAAGGCCGGGGCAAUGCCUUCUAUGACAGCUGUGUGAACAGUGUGUCCGACCCCUCCAUCUUCGUGGUCUUCGAGAAGCACCAGGUCUACCCAGAGUAUCUCAUCCACUACAUGUCCAGCUCCAAGCCCUCAACCACGCCCUCCGUCCUGAUGGCCUUGGGCUCCUUGUUUGGCAACUGGCAGUGA
Molecule: messenger RNA, 1867 nt
Organism: Carlito syrichta (Philippine tarsier)
Lineage: Eukaryota; Metazoa; Chordata; Mammalia; Primates; Tarsiidae
Gene: PARP12
Product: poly(ADP-ribose) polymerase family member 12
Exons: 12
Coding region: 41-1867 (608 amino acids)
Molecular function (GO): NAD+ poly-ADP-ribosyltransferase activity; metal ion binding
Source: RefSeq, a predicted model, not a curated record